Messenger RNA from Salmo salar (Atlantic salmon), 2005 nucleotides. RefSeq lists its product as uncharacterized. Lineage: Eukaryota; Metazoa; Chordata; Actinopteri; Salmoniformes; Salmonidae. The record is from RefSeq and is a predicted model, not a curated record. Gene Ontology annotation, molecular function: DNA binding.
UUCCUAAACGUAGUUAGUUAGCUACGGACCUUCAAAAUGCAAUGUUGUGUUUGGGGGUGCAAGGCCCAAUAUCGGAAAGGAGGAGGGUUAGGGUUUUUCCGAUUCCCUACUGGAGAGAACGAAAUUGCUCAAAGUCAAAGGAAAACUUGGAUAAAAAUGGUGAAGAGAGAAGAACCAGAUCUGCCUUCCCGUGUGGGUGGUAAAUUGGUACUCCAAAUGGGAAACGACUGGCACCCUACUACCUCCUCUCGCAUUUGUGGGAGGCACUUUGUUUUAAAGAAACCAAACCUGCAUCCGGACCACCCUGACUUUGCCCCAUCCCUCUUCCUUCACCCAGAGGACUAUGCCUCGAGUCCGAACACAGCUCAGACAGAAGGGAAAAGAAACCUGCAGAGCUAUGACAGGGCGGUGAAGAAGAAGAAGAAGUGCCUUGACCUGAGUGAGGUUGGAGGUGCUGACCCGAGGGACAGUUAUGCUGACACCACAGAAGAAACUGAAGAGCAGGACCUGGGCACCUGUGUAUCGUGUGAGGUCCUGAGGAAGUCCUUAAAUGAUUUGCAGUCCAGGCAUGAUGCUCUGCAAGUCGAAGCUGUCGAUCUCAGGGCGGAGAGAGACUUUUAUAAAGAGAACGCAUCUCAAUCCUCUCUCUUUGUUGACACCUUUACAGACAGAGACAAUCAAACGCAUACAGUGAGAGAAGUGCCAAGCAUGGCUAAACCAAAUGGUAUGAACCAACAAUGUACUGGGAUGGUUGAGGAGCCAUGUCUUAUGGAGGUUGAGGAGCCAUGUCUUAUGGAGAUUGAGGAGCUUUGUCCUGUGAAGGUUGAGGGGGACUAUGAUCAAGUGUUGAUUAAGGAAGAGGAACAACAGGUCCAAAUAGAACUUUGUAGCCCCUUGGCUAGUCAGGACAAAGUGACCCAUGUCUCCCAGGAUAAACCUACCCAGCAUAACAACAUUAUGAAGGCCACCAGGCGACCAUGUCUGUUAGCCCAGGAUAAACCCAUCCAGAUAGUCAACACAAUGUCACUCACUAGAGUGGUAGCCUCCAGGCCCCCAAGCCAGGUAACCAUGGAUAAACCUAUCCAGCUUGCCAAAACCAAUGACCAAUGUUUUGUGAAGGUUGAGGAGUCAUGUUUUGUGGUUGAGGUGGACUAUGAUCAAAUGUCGAUUAAGGAAGCAGAGCAACAAGUCCAAAUAGAAAUCUGUAGCCCCUUGGCUAGUCAAGACAAAGUGACCAAUGUCUCUCACAGGCUGCCAAUUCAUGUCCCCAAGGAUAAACCUAUCCAGCUUGCCAAAGCCGUAGUAGAAAGCCACCUAAUGACUAACCAUCUGCCUGGCAGCCAAACCACUGCUGAGCCUUUGCAGAAGACUCCUCUGUCAGCUCAAAGGACACCUGUUGCAGGCAAACAAAUUCAGAGAAGCAUAACAAACACAGAGAGGGAUGAGUUGCUUUGGCUGGGCUACAUGAAGUGGAAUGUGCGUCUUCCUGCAAGCACAAUUAGAACUGCACACAAGUUUCAGACGCCUAGGGCAACAGUGCAAUACCUUCUACACGCAGUCUUCUCCCAAUGUGAACUCGCUACCAGCAAUCUCAAGGGCAUUCCUGCACUGGGCCUUAACAAACUGGACCCGGACAAACUUUCUGCCAUAAGACAGUUUGUCGCCACUAAGUUUCGCCGUUUAGACAUGCGUCAAUGUGGUAAAGACUGGGUAAAGUGCCGGCGCCAGAUAACCAGCAUGCUCAGGAACAUUCGGAAGGAGGACAGGAAGACGAGGGGGCUCUCAGGAAACCUUUGUAUGAUAGAGAAAGUGGUAACGGAUCAGAGUUUGCCCAGUCAGCCAUCGCCUCCCUCAUUCCCCUCGAUCUCCCAACAGCACACAGCUGCCUUCUACAGCCCAACAGAAGAAGAAGAGAUCCUCUGUCUCGAGAGUUAGGUUACACAAUAUCUGUAAUGAUGUUUGCAUUUUCUUGUAAUAAACAGUUUGUUGGGAGUAAAAAAUAUAA